Messenger RNA from Bursaphelenchus xylophilus (pine wood nematode), 3011 nucleotides. Lineage: Eukaryota; Metazoa; Nematoda; Chromadorea; Rhabditida; Aphelenchoididae. The record is from the annotation of a GenBank genome assembly.
AUGGCUCUAAUGCCUUUUGAUCAGUCUGGAUUACAGUAAGAAAGCUAGUUUACUUUAACUGAGGACACUUCCCAUCUUAGCCUUAAAGAUCUCUUCCAGAUUACCACUUAUUCUCUCAAUGUUUCAAGCUUCUUUCGCAGGGGCUUUUAAGCAUUUUUUCCGUUUUACAACUUGACCUGGUCUUGCAAGAUUACGUCAAGAUCUUAGUACUGACAUAUCCAAGCCAAAAUAUAUUUUACAAGCCUUGUUUCGCUCCUAAUAUGAUAAAGCGCGAUAUUAUAUGUAUACAGUGUCUGUUGGGAUUUAAAAAGCAAAAAAGCCUUAUAUGCGGACAUGGUUCAUUUUAUAAUAGUUCCGAAACUUUAUUUUAGAAAUGAAAGUGCACUUGGUCUGAUCCCAAUGCUCUUUCUCAUCGUAUUUUUGGCCUCCUCAACAACUGCACGACAAGAUGGCAAGUGAAUUUGAAAGUUAUUUUACUUGUAUUGGGAUCAGUAGAAGGUAAAAAAAUAAAAAUUUUAGUCCCUACAGACAACGAUGACGAUUUCAAUCCUCCUGCUCAUUACCGGCUGGAAAGGCAUUUAAUGAAGCAUUACAAUGAUCGAAUAUUGCCGAGGAAAACAUCCACGGAUACAGUUGAAGUCCUCUUUCAAAUUGCUUUGUACCAAAUUGUGGAAGUGGUAAGGUAGAAGGAAUACUGUAAAAUACUUUUAUAUUGUUUUAGAAUGAACCCCAACAGUAUAUAAUUCUAAAUUCAUGGAUCAUCGAGGUAAGUCGCCAAACUAUUUGUUUGAAAUAUAACGUGGGUUCAGAGCUGGGAAGAUGAUUUUCUUUACUGGGACCCAUCAAGAUUCGAAAACAUAACAAACAUUGUAUUACCAGUCAGUUCCUUGUGGAUUCCAGAUACUACUCUUUAUAAUUCGUGAGUCAUACACAGCAAAGAUUAAUGAUUAUUCCAAUUAUCAAUUCAAGGCUAACAAUGAGCGACAGCGAGAGCAGAAGACUCACCAACAUCAAGGUAUCUACACGGCCAGAGAGGAGGACUGCUCAAAUUGAAUUCUUAUACCCAGCUCUCUACAAGUUCAGUUGCACUCUGGAUCUGAAACUAUUCCCAUUCGACGCUCAAGUACGUCACAUUUGAUCUUAUAAAUAACUGUAUUCCAUUCUGAGGUCAAUCAAAAUAUGCUCAUUGUUCUUGGGCAAUUAAAUCCCUUGUGAAACUUUGGCAUUUAAUGUAGAUCACUCCAUUUAGACAUGCAUUAUGACAUUUGGAAGUUGGACGCAUGACAAUCAAGGAAUCGAUUACUAUCCCAACAACAGCACUGAUGGAGCAAUUGCCGUCGAUAACUGUAUCGAAAAUGAGGGAUGGAACAUCAUUCAGACCUCGGUCCAUCGAAUUGUAAAGAAGUACAAAUGCUGUGCCAACAACUAUACUCUUCUCGAAUUCGAGAUGGUCAUUCAAAGGAAGCCGUUGUAUUACAUAACCAAUUUGAUGAUCCCCACAGCCAUCAUCACUUUCAUCGCCAUCAUUGGCUUCUUCAGCUCAGCUACUGUGAAUCAAAUCAGAGAAGAGAAGAUUACUUUGGGGAUAACUACGGUAGGUUUUGCGGUUCUUUUCCACUUAUGUUUUUGAAAACAUCCGGUGCAAAUUAUUCUGUCAGAUGCAGUGAUAGCCGAUAUUUGCAUGGGUUGGAAAUAUUUAUUUAGUUUACUAAAUUUUCCCAUAAUUUAUUUAGCUCCUCUCAAUGUCCAUUUUGAUCUUCAUGGUGUCCGAUCAAAUGCCUUCUACUUCAUCAUUCGUCCCUUUGAUAGGUAAGGGAACUUACAAAUCUAUCUAUAGUUCUGACGGUUUGACUGACUAAAAGUUUAAGCCAUCACUUUAUAGGCUGGUUUUACACCUCGAUGAUGUUUUUAAUCUCGCUUGGAACAUGGGCAUCUGCCGUCGUCAUUUCGAUCCAGAAAAAGGGGACUUUGGGCAAGAGACCGGAUCCCGACACAAUGAAAUGGGCCAAGAAAAUAGGGACAUUACUUCUAAUUGAAGUCCCACUCAUGAUGCGACAAGCAUAUGCCAUCAAAGAGACGGUAAAUUAGAAAAGAAAACAAUGAUAGAUAAGUUUAAGCAAGACAAAUACAAAUUCCGAGGGAAUAUUUGGAUGAGAUCGUGGCAAAAAAUUUCGAAUAGUAUUGGAAGCACAGCAACAACAUCAGCCGCGAGUACAGCGUUGAUUCCGCCACUCACCGAAAGCGCGUCAGCCAUGUCCGGGCUAAAUAGGGUAGCUGUUUACAAGAAGUUGAGUUCUCAGGAUCAAAUGGGAGUCGAUGCGAUGAUAUUGCAAGGUAAUUUCAAUCAUAAAGCAAUGGGAGAUGAGGAAUAACGUACCGACAAUGAAACAGAAAUUUCAGAAGACCCCGAAGAUGACUUCAAUUCACCUUAUGGGAGUACGAAUAAUCCAGAGUUCAAUAAGAUCAAUGAAUCCCAUCAGUUUUUGCCCUCCGGCAUUAAACCUAAACGAAAAAGCCGGAUCGAAAAGAUGGCUUCAAAGGAAGAGGAAAGUGAGUGGUAAAAGACGACAAACUAAGGCUGCACUUCGGUAGGCCGUUCUGUAGGAUUUCAGUCUACCCUAAAGCUUACAAUUAGGCUGAGCCUCAGUUUAGUCUCAGGCUGACUAGGCUGGGUCUCCCUUACCGAACGCAAGGAAGACCUUGUACGACCGUUGCCCAAGCAGUCGUAAAACGUAGCCCAAAAACGGGACGGUUUAGGGAAACCCAAAUUACUUGAAAUCAGUCAUUGCAAUCAUCAAAAUCUAUCUUAAUUUGAACCACUUGCAGACUUCCUUAGCCAACCAAAUCAUCGGACUCUGGCCGAAAUCGAGUACGAUUGGAUGGCCGAAGUAAUGGAAAGAGUAUUCCUAAUCGUGUUUAUGAUCUUAUUCUUCAUCUGCGCUGUUGGUAUCCCCGUGUUUGGCCUCUAUCAUUGGCUUGUAACUAGACAUUUCGAUAAUGUAAAUGAAUAA